CGAUUAUGGAUAACAGGCGAUGAAGCAGAAUUCGACCCUACAGUCCUGCGACAAUUUCAUGAAGAAGGUUUCGAAGUGACUUACCUGCCUUUCCAAGGCGGCGGCAAAGCCUACGAAAAACAACUGCAGCAUCUGGCCGAUGACUUGGAACAUGGUGAAGUCUACGGCAUAGUCGCAUAUGGCGCCGCCGCCUCAACUUGCUUGACCUUUCACAUCUCUCCACAACCCAACCUUGCCUGCCUGAUCGCCUACUAUCCGACUGAACUCACGCAUCCCCUGACAAAGUACCCACCACACUUGAAAGUCCUGUGUCACCUCGCUGCGACUCAGCCCUUUGCGCCAGCCUUUCAGUCAUACACGUAUUCCGGAACGCAACCUGGAUUCGCGGAGCACGAUGUGGAUGAGUAUGACCCUAUCUCCGCAUCACUCGCAUGGACGCGCACACUGGGCACUCUGCGGAAAGCAUUCAAGGUUGAUGUGGAUCUCGAGCCAGUCAGAGAAGCGCACCUCAGGAGUCUCUUUGCGUCCGGCGAUGCGAAAGCAGCAUUGUCAAGCAUGACGACGAUGGACGAAGAUGUGUUUGCGAAUUAUGUAUCCACGAUGACGGGCGGGACUGGACGGGAAGACUUGUUCUUCUUCUAUAGAGACUACUUCCUUCCUAAUCCUCCUUCUCUGGCGAUCAAGCUUGUCAGUCGCACGAUCGGAGUGGAUCGCAUAGUCGACGAGAUGGUCCUUUCAUUCCAACACACGCAGGAAGUUCCUUGGAUAUUGCCCGGUGUGCCUCCGACGGGCAAAAAAGUGAUAGUAGCAAUGGUGAGCAUCGUGUGCGUGCGUGGAGGCAAGCUGGUGCACGAGCGGGUGUAUUGGGAUCAGGCGAGUGUGCUCGUGCAGGUCGGUCUGCUAGACCUGACGCUCGUGCCGGAGAGUGUCAAGAAUCAGGGACUGGAGAAGCUGCCCGUUUGUGGAGCGGAAGCCACAUUGAAAGUGCUUGACCAGGAGAGCCAG
Zymoseptoria tritici IPO323 is the source of this 1005-nucleotide messenger RNA. RefSeq lists its product as uncharacterized. The transcript has 2 exons. The annotation marks the transcript as partial. The record is from RefSeq and is a predicted model, not a curated record. Gene Ontology annotation, biological process: polyketide metabolic process. Lineage: Eukaryota; Fungi; Ascomycota; Dothideomycetes; Mycosphaerellales; Mycosphaerellaceae.